Molecule: messenger RNA, 664 nt
Organism: Atta colombica
Lineage: Eukaryota; Metazoa; Arthropoda; Insecta; Hymenoptera; Formicidae
Product: synaptobrevin homolog 2-like
Exons: 6
Coding region: 112-549 (145 amino acids)
Biological process (GO): Golgi ribbon formation; vesicle-mediated transport
Cellular component (GO): membrane
Source: RefSeq, a predicted model, not a curated record
GGCCGAGUGUUCGUGGAAGGUUAAAUUCUAAUCGUUGCAACAAAUCAUUUAAGUGUGCGAAUCAAUUAUUUAAAGCCUGCGCGUGAAACGCGGGCCUAUUUUCCUGAGAAUAUGUUGUCAUCCAGUAAACGCAGUUUAUCCAAAGAGGACAUCAAAACCGCGGACAAAGAUGAGAAAGAAUCGUUAUUGGAGCAUGACAGUGAUCUUGAUGAGGAGAUGUUGUUCACCCGACCCAGUACAUCAAGUGGAAAUGAAAACAUUGAUAAUAAAAUGGAUACCGUCAAGCUGCAAAUACAGGAGGUGGCGGACGUGAUGCGGGAUAAUGUUCAAAAAGUAAUAGAUCGCGGCGAGAGACUGGAGGAUUUACAGCAAGCGAGCGAUCGUCUCAAUAUGGCCGGAAACGAAUUUAGAGAAGCUGCGAAGAGAGCACAACGGAGAGCAUGGCUCCAGAAUGUGAAAUCGAGGAUCAUCAUUAUCAGCAUUACUGUGACGAUCGUACUUUUCAUUGUUGUUUUGGACAUCAUGGUACUUUACCUGGUUCUCAGAUAACGAGUGUAAUGUUUCGAACUUCGAUCAUUCAAAUUAAGGAUCUAUCAUUGUGAGAUUCGUCUGACUGAGAAAUCACCAAUAUAUUGUACAUGUUGUACAUUAAGAUUUUCUUCCC